Messenger RNA from Leucoraja erinaceus (little skate), 2365 nucleotides. Its product is annotated as galactose-3-O-sulfotransferase 2-like. The record is from RefSeq and is a predicted model, not a curated record. Gene Ontology annotation, cellular component: membrane. Gene Ontology annotation, biological process: glycolipid biosynthetic process. The coding region runs from base 222 to 1112 and encodes 296 amino acids. Lineage: Eukaryota; Metazoa; Chordata; Chondrichthyes; Rajiformes; Rajidae. Gene Ontology annotation, molecular function: galactosylceramide sulfotransferase activity. The transcript is spliced from 3 exons.
UGAAAAGAAGCCAACAGAUGAUGAUACAGGUGGAUAGCUCUGUAACCUCCCACCUUCACCCUGCUACAGCCGACAGCACCCACAUCCUAGAAGCUCACACACGCAGUCACUGCUCAUUCACACACCUUGUUCUCCAGCUCCGAGCUUCAAGCUUUCGUCUCACCUGAUCAAGGGAACAGAUUAACUGACUCAGCAGUCCAGAGACCUACAGGUAAGCGAAAAUGUUCAGUCGUUGGAAAGGACGAACUGGGAAGAUGUUCCUGAUGCUGGUGGUGGCCAGCUGUCUGACCUUCAUUGCUAGGUUGGUCUACCUCUCUGCAGUGAAUGGUCCCCAUCCGCAGGUGAAGAAGGUGACGGGCAACGACUCUUUCAUCUUCACCAUCCUGCGGAACCCAGACAGCGUGGCAGAGUCGGCGUUUAUCUACUGUCACAAUGAUGUACCGGCCUUUCGUGCCGUGAAGACCCUGACUGAGUUUGUGAGGAAGCUGGACAAGGAGUUCAAACUGCAAGGGAGCAACAACCACCUCGCCCAUAACGUGUUGUGGUUCGAUCUUGGUGGGGACGCGGAGGCAGGGGCUGAAGGACCUCACGUUGACCAAACCCUCAAGGAGUUCGACUCUACCUUCCAUCUGGUCUUGCUGGCCGAGUACUUUGACCAGUCGCUGGUCUUGUUGCGGGAGGCUCUCUGUUGGGACAUGGAGGACAUGGUGUCCUUCCAGCUCAACGCCCGUGACCCCUCGACCAGAAGCUCACUCCCCCCUGAUCUUCUCUCCACCCUCCAGCGCUGGAAUGCCCUGGACUGGCAUCUCUACCGCCACUUCAACACGUCCUUCUGGCAACAGGUGGAACGGUACGGGGUGGACAGGAUGGAGAGAGAUGUCAAGCAUAUCCGCCAUCUUCGCCAGAAAAUCCAAGAUAUCUGUCUGCAAAGCAGCACACCUGUGGCCAAAAGCAAGAGCUCCAGUUACAUCAAAUCACCCGACUAUGGCUGGGCCAAGAUCACUGGAUAUCUCCUGAAAGACAACUUGACCAGAGAAACCAAGGAAAUGUGCAUCAAGAUGGUUCUCCCAGAGGGCACGUAUCUCAAUCGUCUACAGAGAAAGCAGGGGUAGACAACCCUUGCACCUCAGCAAGGUGACUCCGGCCAGCGUGUAGAAAGGUGUUAGUGUUUAGUCAUGAACCAAUGGUGCUUGAGGGAGCGUAGAAUAGUACAGCACAGGACCAGGAUAUUCGGCCCACAAUGUCCGUGCCGGACAUGACGUCAGGUUAAACUGAUCUCCUCUCCCUGUACAUGAUCUAUAUCAUAGAAACAUAGAAAAUAGGUGCAGGAGUAGGACAUUUGGCCCUUCUAGACAGCACCGCCAUUUAAUAUGAUCAUGGAUGAUCAUCCAGAAUCAGUACCCCGUUCCUGCUUUCUCCCCAUAUCCCCUGAUUCCUUUAGCCCAAAGAGCUAAAUCCAACUCUCUUGAAAACAUCCAGUGAAUUGGCCUCCACUGCCUUCUGUGGCAGAGAAUUCCACAGAUUCACAACUCUCUGGGUGAAAAAGUUUCUCUCUGUCCUAAAUGUCUUACCCCUUAUUCUUAAACUGUGACCCCUGGUUCCGGACUCCCCCAACAUCGGGAAAAUUUUUCCUGCAUCUACCCUGUCCAAAUCCUCUACAAAUUUUAUAUUUUUCUAUGAGAUUACCUCUCAUCCUUCUAUAGUUCAGUGAAUACAAGCCCAGUCAACACAACCCCUAGUCUUCUUCUUUCUAAAGGAACAUCCUUUACUUCUGAGUGUGACCUCUGGUCCUCGACUCUCCCACUAGUAGAAACAUCCUCUCCACGUCCACUCUAUCCAGGCCUUUCACUACUUGGUAAGUUUCAAUAAGGUCCCCGCUCAUCUUUCCAAACUCCAGCGGCAUGGUGGCACAGUUGGUAGAGUUGUUGCCUCACAGCACCAGAAACCCCGGUUCAAUCCUCAAAAGACGUACAGGUUAGUAGGUUAAUUGGCUUGGCAUAAGUGUAAAUUGUCCCUAGUGUGUGUAGGACAGUGUUAGUGUAUGGGGUGAUCGCUGGAAGAUUCAGGGACAAUUACUUACCGGCUGUUGUCAGGCAACUGAACCGUCCUCUCACACCAACUAGAGAGCAGUCUUGACCUCCAAUCUAACUCACUGGAGACCCUCAGACUAUCUUUAAUUGGACAUUACGGGACUUUAUCUUGCACUAAACGUUAUUCCCUUUAUCCUGUAUCUGUACUGUGUGGACAGCUAGAUUGUAAUCAUGUAUAGUCUUUCCGCUGAUUGGAUAUCAGGCAACAAAAAUAAUUUUAAUUGUACCUCGAUACACGUGACAAUAAUAAACAAAUCUAUAAUCUCACAGGGAUA